AUGGAUGUUCCAAAGAAAAAGCAAACAUUUACUUAUGUCCAUGCUAGUCGGGUGCUUCUAAGGGAGGUGAAAUUUCCUGGUGCCCGCCCCGAUAAGAUGUGGUUUGAGCUAGGCGGCGUGGCAUAUCAAUAUGGGAAGCAGGAGUUCACCCUCAUUACUAGACUUAGAUUCAGCCCAAUUGACAGGGAAAUCUUGCAAACGAGGCCUGCAAAGGAUGGUAGCUUACGGACACGUUUAUUCCCAGAUAAAGAGGUCGUUAAUCUAGAAGACAUAAAGGAACUACUUGAUACGAAGCCUGACGUAGAUAAAGAUGAUGCGCUAAAGAUGGAAUACCUUGCCAUGGUCAACAUGCUAUUAAUGGGCCAUGACGAGCGGGCAAGUAUAGAAGAUUUCCAUUGGAGCUUGGUGCAGGAUUUAGAAUCAUUUAGGUCGUUCCCUUGGGGAACGUACAUAUAUAGUCAGAGACUACAUUACAUUCGUUUAGCUACCACCGGGUGGAAGUUGAAUGCUCAAGUUGGGAAGAAAGUCAACCUCUAUGCAUUUGUUUGGGCGUUUCAGGUAUAA
Molecule: messenger RNA, 564 nt
Organism: Diospyros lotus (date-plum)
Lineage: Eukaryota; Viridiplantae; Streptophyta; Magnoliopsida; Ericales; Ebenaceae
Exons: 2
Coding region: 1-564 (187 amino acids)
Source: RefSeq, a predicted model, not a curated record